AUGAAUUUGAUUGAUACACUGGAGCGCUUGGGUGUAUCAUAUCAUUUUGAAGAAGAGAUUGACGAACUACUAGAACGCUUCUUCAAACUGAACUCAAAUUAUGCAGAUAAAGCGUAUCACUUAUACACUGUUGCUCUUCAUUUUCAUUUACUGAGGCAACAUGGCUACUGUAUAUCUUGUGACAUCUUUAAGAAAUUCAUAGACGAGAAUGGAAAAUUCAAAGAAAAUAUUAAGAGUGAUACAAGAGGCUUGCUGAGCAUAUAUGAAACAUCAUACCUAAGAGUACAUGGAGAAGAUAUAUUAGAAGAUGUCAUUGCUUUCACAACAGACAUCUUGAAAUCCAUGGCGCCACAUCUAAGCUCUACCAUUGAGAAACAAGUAGCUCAUGCCCUCCUAAAAUCCAUGCAUGAACACUAA
Messenger RNA from Fraxinus pennsylvanica, 417 nucleotides. The record is from the annotation of a GenBank genome assembly. Lineage: Eukaryota; Viridiplantae; Streptophyta; Magnoliopsida; Lamiales; Oleaceae.